Penicillium robsamsonii is the source of this 1155-nucleotide messenger RNA. RefSeq lists its product as uncharacterized. Lineage: Eukaryota; Fungi; Ascomycota; Eurotiomycetes; Eurotiales; Aspergillaceae. The record is from RefSeq and is a predicted model, not a curated record. The annotation marks the transcript as partial. The transcript has 4 exons.
GACGGACAUAUUGCUAUGAAUGAAGACCCGGUCAUUAUCGCUCUCUUUGGGCCGGCUCCGUCGAAUGUUGACCUCACUGCGAGUGAUGUAUCGGUUAAUAAUGGCGUGGUCAUUGCAAUGCUCUGUCUCGCGGCAGUGUUUGUGAUUCUACGCUUUACUGCUCGGAUUAUCCUUGGAAAUGCCUUGAUGGCGGAUGACUGGGCAAUUAUUGCGGCAUUAGUGAGCGGCACUACUGGUUCUGGAAAACACAUCUGGGCUGUCAAGCUGGAAGAAUUGAUGGAUUUGUACAGACUCCUAUUCUCUUACACGUUUAUUUAUGCAGCGGCCUGCACUUGCACCAGACUCUCGAUACUUGCUUUUUACAGGCGAGUCUUUUCCCCAUUGGAACAGUCGUUGAAAGUGGCGCUCUUUUGUGGCUUGUUCUUCACACUCUCCUAUCCAAUCAUCAUUUGGGUAACCAUGGGAAAUGCUUGCCGACCAGUGUCCCAUUUUUGGACACAAUUCAGCGACACGAAGGGGAAAUGCAUCAAUGUCAACCAAUUCUUCCUCGCAUUAGGGAUCCUUAACAUGCUGAAUGAUUUUAUCAUUCUGAUAAUCCCUUUUCCGCGAAUCGCCCAGCUCCAAAUGACUCUGCGGAAGAAACUAGCAAUUUGUGGCAUUAUGGCCGUGGGAAUAUUUGUAUGUGUUGCCAGCAUCGUGCGAAUCUAUUUUCUAUCGGAGUUUAUGAAGACCGCCGAUGUGACUUGGCUGAUGGGGCCUGUAUUCAUCUGGUCAACCAUCGAGCCAUCAGUCGCUGUGGUUUGUGCCUGUAUGCCGCAUCUUGCUCCGCUUGCCCGACUCGCCCAUCGAUCAAUCUUAUCCAGUUUGCAUUCACAACGGGCCACCGGUAUUUCUUCCAAAGGAAUGGAAGGACAAAGUGGUUCCGGGCAGGGUCUCCAAAGGAAUAAAAUCAACAACCAUGGACCAACAUUUGACUAUGGUUUCAAUAAAAUGAAGGGCGCAAACGACGAUGAAAUCGGACUAACUAACUAUGUCACUGUCGGUCCUAAUGGAGGCAUGCACCCUUCAAAUGACUCCGUCGAGGACAUUAGUCAAAACCAUUCGAUUGCUGUUCAUUCAAGUUUUGUCCAGUCGGCCUCACCACGACCUUGGUAG